Solanum dulcamara is the source of this 1693-nucleotide messenger RNA. RefSeq lists its product as uncharacterized. NCBI's taxonomy places the organism in Eukaryota, Viridiplantae, Streptophyta, Magnoliopsida, Solanales, Solanaceae. Bases 977 to 1492 code for a protein of 171 amino acids. The record is from RefSeq and is a predicted model, not a curated record. The transcript has a single exon.
GCGUUCCAAAAAAAAAGUCAAAACUAUACAUUUCUCCACUCUUUUUUACCUAAAUAAAUAAGACAGCACAAGAUUCUUCUUUUACUUAAUACUUAUUCUUCCCCAUUUCUUCUCCAUCUUUCAUUUUUCAAUUCCCCCCUUGUUCUCCACUACUAGUCUUCAGGAAUAAAAAUGUCUGAGCUGUUCUUAUCUGUCAAUUCUACAAAUACUCAAUUUUCUACUGUUUUUAUAUCUGACUUUUCCCCCCUUCAUUCUCUCUCACACUCUUUGCUUCUCCUACUCCAUUUUCAUCUUUCUUCAACUCGUAAAAAUCCUAUCUUUUCUCUCCAUUAUCACUACCCCUUUGCUAUUUUCCUUCAUCCUCCGCUUUAACUCCAUCCCCAAAGGUCUUUCGUUGAAUCAGACAAGUUUAGUAUUUUGCUCUCUGCAUAAAGAUUAAGGUUGCAGAGUGAUAAUGAAAGUGAGGAUUUUUGUGUUUGGAAGAUUUGAAAGUCUUUAAAAUGGUGUUUUUAGGACACCCUUUUGAAUUCUUGGAUUGUAAAUCAGAGCUAAGGGAAGUGAAAGUUCAAUGCUUGAAGGGACCCCAGUUGAAUUCUAGGACUGUAAAUUAGCUGCGGGAAGUUCAAGUUCAAUUCUUAUAGAGACCAGAGUUGAAUUCUGGGACUGUAAAUCAGCUGAGGAAAGUGAAAGUUCAAUUCUUGUUGAGACCCCAGUUGUAUUCUGGAGAAUCUUGAUACCUUGGUUGGUUGACUACCUAAACUUUCACUUUGUUGGUAAGGCCAUACUGUAAUCUCCUCCUCAUAUUUCUCGUUCCCCUACCCCCAUUUUUUAAAAAAGAUUGAAUUCUGGGACUGUAAAUCAGAUGAGGGAAGUGAAAGUUCAAUUUUUGAGUCAUCAUGUUAUGACAAUGGCUCUAGCACAGACAUAUGUGAUGAUGAUCUUUAUUUAAGAAAUAACUGGGAGAAAAUUCAGCUGAAUGGGGAGUACUAGGGGCAUAAUGAAGAAGAAGAUACCGGAAGACUUCUUGAAAGAAUUGGAUGUGUUUGAAAAUAUGACAUGGAGUAAUACUGUUGAAGAGAAGAAAAUUGAGUCAAAGGGGACAAAGUUCCAUAAAGCAAAAGAUUGGAAAAGGACACUGGGGUGCAAAUUUUAUGAGGAAAGGCUCAAUGCUGGUGAUAGCAGUAGUGAAGGAAUGGAUUUGUUAUGGGAAAAGUAUGAAAUGGACUCUAUAAAGAAAGAAAACAGAGAAAACAAAAAUAAUAAGAAGAUGAAGAAAAAAGGAGGGCUGAAGAACUAUGUAAAAGAAGAACAUAUUAAUGAGCACAUUGAUCAGUUGUGUUGCUUACAGGCACUAAAGUUGUCAGCUAGGAAAAUGAAUUUGGGAAUUGGAAGGUCUAAUUUUGUGAGGAUUUCUAAGGCAAUUAAAGGGCUUAAAUGGAUACACCAUGUGAGCAAGAAUAACAAGAAGGUUCAUUGUGGAGAUAGAUUCUAGAGUUGUGAUAUUACUUUCUUUGAAUAAAAGUAGCAGCUUAAAGAAAUUGUUGGUAGUAUAUAUAGUAUAUGUUUUUCUCCAGGUAACUUCUGUAUUGAAUUCCUUGUAUUUUUAUCCCUUCGUAUAUAUUGUAGCUACAUGACAAUAACUAACAUUUUAUCGGUAUGAAAUAUGUCUGAAGCUCAACCAAGUUGAGGUUGG